AUGCCGAAACUAGUCCCUAUCCACUCCUCGCCAUGCUCCCUUCGAUGUCCUCCACGCCCCUUGUCUUCCCUUAAGCCAACCCAUGCCAAUACCCGCCAGACGUUUGUUUCCUCACAUGCGCGAUUGCUGGCUCAGCCCCGGGAUGGAGUACUAGGUGAUCCCUGGCUGGUCCAGGCGUCAUCCUCGUCGUUCUUUUCGCAGACGGAUCCCCGGCCUUUGCCUUUGUUGGAGGGGCUCAACGGAAACCCGAAUAACGACCACAAACCACCUGAUAAACGAAUUAUAAAACUGGGAAAGACUUUACGAACCCUCUCGCCACUCCUCCCUACAAUCCUCUUCAACCCUCUACCUGCCACAAUCCUCUCCCCGAGCGUCGCCCUCCAUCUCUUCCCAUCGACCCAUCCGCAUCUCCCCACCGUCAAAGGCCGUACUCUCUACCGCGCCGCGUUAUGGACCGUCCCCGUGGCAUGGAGCAGCCUCCCCCUAGUCGGAAACGUCAAGCUACAGAUACUGAGCGAGCGGAUCGUUCGCGCAGGGACGGUGUUGGAUCCGGACCGAUGCAGCGAUAACGAUUGCGGGGAUGAACGGCUGGUCGUGCGGUGGAAGACGGAACCAAGGGAGGGGUCCGGGGAGCCUGGGAAUGCGCAGACUUCAGGCGACCUUCCCUCUGAGACGGGGAGUAUCGCAUCGUCGAAGAAUGGCAUUAACAAGGGUCUCAGCAAGUUGCUUGGUGGGGACGCUCCGAUCUUCAAAUUGUCCAAGGAGGAGCAGUUUACAGGACUAUUUAUCUUUUCGUUCGAUGAGGAAGGUCGUAUUUUAACGCAUACCAUUGAACACGCGGAUAAUGCAAAUGGCUGGGAUCGAACGGCCAAGUUCGUUACCCUGACAGACUGGUUAAUUGGGAAGGCGAGAGGGUCGCUGGAACCUGCGGCGCCUGGAUUGGCGAUGCAGAGUUGUCCAGAGUUUGGUCUCGAAAAAGGGCGACAUGCUUCUCGUCCAUAA
Aspergillus chevalieri is the source of this 1002-nucleotide messenger RNA. RefSeq lists its product as uncharacterized. The record is from RefSeq and is a predicted model, not a curated record. Bases 1 to 1002 code for a protein of 333 amino acids. The transcript is spliced from 2 exons. NCBI's taxonomy places the organism in Eukaryota, Fungi, Ascomycota, Eurotiomycetes, Eurotiales, Aspergillaceae.